Thamnophis elegans (Western terrestrial garter snake) is the source of this 6200-nucleotide messenger RNA. RefSeq names its product lysine methyltransferase 2E (gene KMT2E). Gene Ontology annotation, molecular function: protein binding. NCBI's taxonomy places the organism in Eukaryota, Metazoa, Chordata, Lepidosauria, Squamata, Natricidae. The transcript is spliced from 28 exons. The record is from RefSeq and is a predicted model, not a curated record. Bases 623 to 6100 code for a protein of 1825 amino acids.
GAGAGAGAGAGAGAGGGAGAGAGCGAGCAAGAGAGAGAGAGAGAGAGAGAGAGGCAGUGACAUCGGAAGGAGCGUAGGCGGCUGCGAGGAGGGAGACACGGGAGCCAGAGGAGCAGCGGCAGCGGCGGCGGCACGGGGGGCAACCAAGGGGUGGUCCGAGAAGCGGUUCGCAGCGUGGGGGGCCCUGUGCAGCCAAGCCAAGCCAGUUCAGGGGGGGUAGCUGCCUCCGACCCUCCUCCUCUCCCCGCAGCCUCUUCUCGCUCUCGCUCGCUCUCUCUCUCACCCGCGGGACCUCCGCAGCGGGACGGUUGCAUUGUGGUGGCGGGGCCAAGCCAGGGGCUCGGGUCGGGGUGCCGCUGCCUGGCCGGUGAUCAUUCCAGGUAAUAAAGAUGGGUUACAGCAGUUGGUUGAACAACUUCAUCCAGACAGUAGUAAUGAAUGGAACAACAUCAGACUGCAAAGAGCAGAUGUGUCAGUUUCAUUCCUGCUGAGGCAGUCAGAACAGAUGAGUUUGUGGAUGCACUUAGAUGUUUGCAAUGAGCACUGUGGCUGGCAUGCCCCAGUGUUUUGGAUACCAAUGCAUAGAAAUCCAUAGUAAACGAAUUUAUCAGAAACGAACGUCAUGAGCAUAGUGGUCCCAUUGGGGGUUGACACAGCAGAACCAUCUUAUUUGGAAAUGGCUGCAGGCUCAGAACCUGAAUCUGUAGAAGCUAGCCCUGUGGUAGUUGAGAAGUCAAACAGUUAUCCACACCAACUAUAUAAUAACAGCUCUCAUCAUUCACACAGUUACAUUGGUUUGCCUUAUGCGGACCAUAAUUAUGGCGCUCGUCCUCCUCCAACACCCCCAGCAUCGCCGCCUCCUUCAGUUCUUAUAAGCAAGAAUGAAGUAGGCAUAUACACUGCUCCAAAUUUUGAUGAAACAUCCAGUGCUACUACUAUCAGCACAUCUGAGGAUGGAAGCUACGGCACUGAUAUAACUCGGUGCAUUUGUGGAUUCACCCAUGACGAUGGCUAUAUGAUCUGUUGUGACAAAUGCAGUGUUUGGCAGCACAUUGAUUGCAUGGGGAUUGAUAGGCAGCAUAUUCCUGACACAUACCUUUGUGAGCGUUGCCAGCCUAGGAGCUUAGAUAAGGAAAGAGCAGUGUUGCUCCAGCGUAGAAAAAGAGAAAAUAUGUCAGAUGGGGAUACCAGUGCAACAGAAAGUGGUGAUGAAGUUCCUGUAGAAUUAUAUACUGCUUUUCAACAUACACCAACUACAAUUACGCUAACUGCUACACGAGUUACAAAGGUCACAGAUAAGAAAAGGAAAAAAAGUGGAGAGAAAGAGCAAACCAUCACAAAAUGUAAAAAAGCUUUCCGUGAAGGUUCUAGAAAAUCUUCAAGAGUUAAGGGCUCGGCUCCAGAGAUUGAUCCUUCUGAUAUUUCAAACUUUGGGUGGGAAACUAAAAUCAAGGCUUGGAUGGAUCGGUACGAAGAAGCAAACAACAAUCAAUACAGUGAAGGUGUUCAGAGAGAGGCCCAGCGAAUAGUUUUGAGAUUAGGAAAUGGAGAUGAAAAAGAGAUGGUCACCAGCAACUCAAUCUUCAAACCUCCAGUAGAGAGCUAUAUUCAAAAAAAUAAGAAAAUUUUAAAAGCUGCCAAAGACUUGCCUCCAGAUGCACUUAUUAUUGAAUAUCGUGGAAAAUUCAUGCUGAGGGAACAAUUUGAAGCUAAUGGAUAUUUCUUUAAGAGGCCAUACCCCUUUGUUCUGUUCUAUUCUAAAUUUCACGGGCUAGAAAUGUGUGUGGAUGCACGAACCUUUGGGAAUGAAGCUCGAUUUAUCAGACGUUCUUGUACACCUAAUGCCGAGGUUAGACAUGCCAUCGAAGAUGGAACUAUUCACCUCUAUAUCUACUCCACCCAGGACAUUCCAAAGGGAACAGAAAUAACGAUAGCCUUCGAUUUUGAUUAUGGAAAUUGCAAAUACAAAGUGGACUGUGCUUGCCUCAAAGAAAACCCGGAAUGCCCAGUGUUGAAGCGUCCCUCUGAGCCCACCGAAAAUAUAAACACAGGAUAUGAAACCAGAAGGAAAAAGGGGAAAAAGGAGAAGGAAACUCAAAACCAGAACAUCACGUUGGAUUGUGAAGUAGCAGCAGGCAAAACCAAGUUUCCAGAAAACCGACAGAGAAAACUUUCUCCCCUCCGAUUGUCGAUCUCAAAUAAUCAGUGCAAUCCUAUUCCUGUCUACUCAGAAGCAAGUCCUAAUGAUUUCAGUGGGACUUACUCCCAGGAGCCAGAUUUUAUUGAUGAUAUAGAAGAAAAAACUCCUAUUAGCAAUGAAGUAGAAAUGGAAUCAGAGGAGCAGAUUGCAGAAAGGAAAAGGAAGAUGACCAGAGAAGAACGGAAGAUGGAAGCCAUCCUUCAAGCUUUCGCCAGGUUAGAAAAAAGAGAAAAAAGAAGAGAACAAGCUUUGGAAAGAAUCAGUACAGCUAAAACAGAAAUAAAAUCAGAAUGCAGGGAUACCCAGAUCAUCAACGAGACGGAGUUUGUUCAGGAACCAGCAAAAGAGGAAACUGCCACCAAGCCAACACCUGCCAAAGUCAACAGGACAAAACAGAGAAAAAGCUUUUCCCGGAAUAGAACGCAUAUCGGGCAGCAGCGACGAAGGCACAGAACCGUUAGCAUGUGUUCGGAUAUCCAGCCAUCCUCUCCUGACGUGGAAGUGAUUUCACAGCACAACGAACCUGAAGCCACCGUGCUUUCCACCGAGCCUGAAGCAGAGACCCCCGUGGCUGAAAUAGUUCCUGAACCUGAAGCCCCAGCACUUAAUAAAUGCCCCACUAAAUACCCCAAAACAAAAAAGCACUUGGUGAGCGAGUGGUUAAGUGAGAAGAACGAGAAGCCGGGAAAGCCAGUGGAAAACAUCUCCGAAAAGCCUCUGCGCAUAACCACCGACCCAGAGGUCUUGGCGACCCAGCUGAAUUCUUUACCAGGCCUCACUUUCAGCCCGCAUGUAUAUACGACUCCGAAGCACUAUAUCCGUUUUACAUCCCCCUUCCUUUCUGAAAAACGGCGGAGAAAAGAACCGAUGGAAAGCAUUCUGGGUUCCUGUAAGAAGCGUUGGUUAAAGCAAGCGAUGGAAGAAGAAAACUCGGUUGUUGGGUUUUUCAUCUCCUCGCCCCACGAAAGAUCCAGAAGUCCUGCAGUCAACGGUGAAAGUAGAAGCCCCUUGUUACUGACCGACAGCUGUUGCUUGACAGAUCUGACAACGCCACUCAAAAAGCGAAGACAGUACCAGCUGCAGGACUCCACCUACUCAGAAACAUCGACGCCCACUCCUUCUCCAUAUGCCACGCCCACCCACCCUGAUCUCUCUGCCUCGGACCCCUUGUUGCUGGCCACGCCUCCCAGAAUAAAAACGGAAGAUGACACCUGUAGGAAUGGUUACAAACCUAUUUAUUCAUCUGUUACUUCAGUGAUUCCAUGUGUCCAUGGAAACCCAGUGCACUUUGAGAAUAUUUCUUCACCUGACAGUUCUCCAGAAGUGAAGAGGCGAACAUUUAACCAAGAGGGUUACGAACGUUCCUGCUCCUCCAUGCUAGCGCUCAAUCCGUUCAGAAAUGCCAGCCUUACGGAGAUAUGCCUGCAAGAGAUCAAAACGAUUGGCUACUCCAGUCCCAGGAGCAGGUCCGAUGGCCCCCGGCAGUGCUCGGGAGAAAAAGAGAGCCCCUCUUCCGAGCUCCAGCUGGGACUUGAAGUCAUCGAGCAAAGUGCACUGCAUAAAACGCUGGACGCUCCCUGCCACAACCGGACUGAUGCAAACAGCCAACUGGAAACGGCUCACUGCGGGCGGGGACCAGUGUAUCCAACCUGGAUCAACAGUCCCGACAGGACAGGUGUCAAUUUCUCCAUGAAUUCUAAUUUGAGAGACUUAACUCCUUCGCACCAGUUAGAAGUCGGUGGCGGGUUCCGAAUCAACGAGUCAAAGUGCCUGAUUCCAGACGAUGCUCGGGGCAUGUUUGUGGAAACGCCCGUGUUUUGUACUUCUGAAGAGGGACUCGCCGCUAGUUUUGGAAGGACGGCCAACAGUGACAACAUGAUGGAUGGCAAUUGCACACCCCAGAAUCCUCCCCAAAAGAAAAAGGUGUCGCUUCUGGAAUACCGCAAGAGGCAGCGAGAAGCCCGAAAAAGCGGCUCUAAAGCAGAAAACUUUUCUCUCUUGAGCAUGUCGCCUCACGCAGCCGGGGGAGGAAACGGCAGCGCUGCUACCGAUGGCUACAACAGCGGUGAAAAUGGGGAGCAGCCGGAGCGGGAGCCCACUUCCAGCCUCCCCGUCUCUUUGCCAGCCACGGAGCACAGUGCCAUGUCAGAAGUGGCCGAAAACUCUGCUUCCGUAAAGGAGGCGUCAGGGGAAAAGAGCGAUCCGGAGGGCCAGUGGACCUCUUCGACAUCAGUGGAGCAAGUGAGAGAGCGAAGUUAUCAGCGAGCGUUGCUUCUUAGUGAUCAUCGGAAAGACAAGGAUUCUGAAACUGAUCCUGAAAAUCCAGAGCCAACAAGUGAAUGCCCAUCCCCAGAUACUCCUCUGAAGACGUGCAAGAGUCCUCUAAAACCAAGCAAGACUUCUUCUUCACCAAAUCCUGUCGUUCCUGUUCAGUCACUUGGAAAAACGCCCACGAAGCAGGAUUCCCAGUGGGAGAGUGCAGGAGACACUCCUGGGGCUGACAACACAACUCACCCCAAACCAGACCAGCAACAGAAACCGCUGUCCAACAACGCCGAAGCACUUUCGAAACCACCUCCCCCAUCCCAGCCCAUCCUGCGCAGCAGCACGGCUGACCCGCUCUCCCAGAAGCCGCCUCCGGCACCGCCGAAACCCCCUUGCCCCACUUCACCCCACGUAGAAAACCCUCCCAAGCCCUCCACCCCCCUCACUCCGGCUCAGCAUGGCUACCUGUCGCCAAAGCCUCCUUCCCAAACAUUAGGAUCACCAUACCGACCUCACCACCCGCCGUCUCCUCAGGUGGGGACGCCUCAGAGAGACUCUCACCGGGGGUUUUACGCCGCCACCCAAACUCUCCAGCCUAGCGCCCAGCAGCCGAACACCGGGACAUUAUUUCCCCCAACCUCUUCGGUCUCUUACAGUCAGUUUCAUCAACAGACUCUCAACGCUGCCGCCCCGCCUCCCCCUCCCCCUCCGCCACCUUCCUCCACUUAUUAUCAAAACCAGCAACCCCCCUCAGGAAACUUUCAAAAUUACAAUCCGAUCAAAAGCAUCCCGUCCCAACCAAACGUCUUUCCCUCCGGACCAAACCAAGCCCUCGCCGGAACCGCCUGUCAGCAGCCCGUUUCGGGCCACCUUGUCAACAGUGGGCACUUCCUGCCAUCUCCCACGGCCAGUAUUCAUCAUCAGAGCUCCGUGGUGGGGGCACCCCCGCCUCCACCCCCUCCCGCCGCUCCCGGACCACACCUCGUGCAGCAGCAAAACCCGCAGCACGCCGUAGCCCACGGGGUGAGUCCCGUGCAUGCCGUGGCUACCGGUUCCCACAUCCAUUCUCAAGCUGCCAGUCAACACCUGCCUCCUCCACCGCCGCCUCCUCCAGCCCCCCUCCCUCAUCACCUCCCUGCUCAUCCCACCACAGCCCAUCAAGGUUUGCAAGCACAACACCAGCACGUAGUCAACUCGGCCCCGCCUCCGCCGCCCCCACCACCACCUUCCAAUGUAUUAAGCUCCAGUCAUCACACGGCACCGGCCCAAGGACUACAUCACCCAUCUCACCAAGGCCCCUCCCUUUUUCCUUCAAGCGCUCAUUCAACAGUGUCAACUUACCCAUCACAGCCGCCGCAUCAUCCCCCUUUGGGAACCGGACCUCAGCAUCAGCCAACUGGAACAGGGCCGCACUGUCCGCUCCCCGGCCAGGGUUCACACCUCCAGCCCCAAGGACCAACCAGUAUUGCCACCCCUACGGCGUCCGGGUUCUGCCCUCAUCCUGGCUCUGUGUCCCUUCCGCAUGGCGUACAAGGACCUCAGCAGGCAUCUCCGUUGCCCGGGCAAAUACCUAUUCACAGAGCACAGGUGCCGCCGACGUUUCAAAACAAUUAUCAUGGUUCCGGGUGGCAUUAAAAAUGGAGUCCCCCUCAACUCCCCCCCCCUUCCCUUCCUCCUCGCUUCUAAACAUUUUAAAAAUGUUCUGUAAAAAUCUGUAUAUUUCAUAUGUACCUGU